GCUAAAGCCUCAAUCAAAGGGACAAAGCUCUAGUUGUUCACUUCUGUGCGUUUCUAACGCUGCCCACAGGUUUUAUCAGAGCCUACUGGAGCAGCCUCUGGGCAGGUAUUUCGCGGCCUGCUUGCUUCAUCGAGAAAGCGAUUCAUCCUUGCUCGAGAUUUGUUUCGGGCAAGAAGUUGUGGGAGGCGGCUACAGAGGAGGAGGAGGCAGCGUUUCGUCAUACAUAUCCAGUUCAGGAGCAAAGCUUAUAACCAGGAGUAGCAGCAGCAUAUGAUCAAUUUGGUCUGAGAAGGAUUUUCCACAUAGAAACAAUAAUCUUGUGGAUACAUAGAGCACCAACAUGACAAAGAAACACAAAAUUAGGAAGUCCAAGCAUCUUCUGGAGAACAAAAAGGAUGUCGAUGAGAAUGUGGAGAACAUUUUACGAAUGAUAGGAGAGGAGAAUGAGCAGGAUGAGAAUGAACAAGAUGAUUCUGGAAAUUCCUUCAAGAAAUCAAAGUUAUCUUCCCUUGUAAAGGGCUUCCAUGAGGACUAUAAAUACCUUCACAAGCACUACAAACAACUAAUCAGCAAAAUAGAAAAUGUUGGGCACAGUUCUUCUGGUUCGGAUUCAUCUGAUUCAGACCAGGAAGGAGACAUAUCAGACAAUGAUAUUACUAUUCAAAAAGUGGCAGUAAAUGAAGAAAAUGGCUGGAAACAUAUGCUUUCUGAAGAUCCUAGUGUGGAGGUAGAAAUUGAGAAGUUGAAACAAAAUACUGAAGAACAAGCAAAGGAAAUAUAUGAUCUGAAGCAGCUAUUAGAGAACACAAUCAAGGAUAAAGAAGCUACAAGAGUAGAAUUAAGUUCAAAGAUUGCAAAUCUGUCAUCUGAAAAUGUAAAUUUAAAAUCGUUGUUUGAAACAGCAGAGAGGGAGGCAGGAGAAUCACUGAAGGGAUUAAAAUCCAUGGAGAAUGAUAUCAAAGCAUUGUCUAGUAAGAAGCAAAUUGUUGAAAAGGAGAGAGAUAACCUGAGUAUGUCAGUUGUAGAUCUGAAGAAGGAGAGGGAGGAUCUGAGCAAUCAGCUGAAAGAUACAGUGAACCAAUGCACUCUCCUGUCAUCCGAACUUGAGAAGGCUUGUCUGGCUGAGAAAGAAGUGCAUACCUUGUUGGCAGAAAACCAGAAGCUGAAGAAUGAUAACCUGAUGCUGUCAGCAGAGUAUGACUACCUGAAAGCACGUCUGCAGAAUUUAGAUAUUGAGUGUUGCCAACUGAAGGCAAGUAUCUCGGAAACCAAAGCUGAAAAUGAAUCCUUGAUCAGAGAAAAACAUAUAGCUGAAAGCAAACUUGGGCAUUUAGGGGUGGAGAUAGAUGGUCUCAAAGUGGAGAAAGAGGAGCUAGUGAAUAAUCUGGACAACGAACGCAGGACUGCAGCAGAAGAAAAGGAGAGAUUAGCAUCAGAACAUUCCAAGUGUUUGGAUGAGUUGGAGAUGGCACGGUCUAGUGUUAAGGAACUGGAGUCAAAAAUAAGUGUUCUGAAUGGUAAUAUUGCAGAGCUACAGAAUGAAAAGAUUUCUGCUGUGUCAGAGAUAGAGCAGUUAGAGGCUUCUUUGAAGAAUCUUGAGAACGAAUUGAAACAACAACUUGAAAAGAUUUCAGAUAUGCAAAAGACUAAUGAAGGCCUGGUGUUGGCAAAUUCCAAUCUUCAUAAUGAGAUUAUUGAAGUACAAGGAGAACAGAAUGAAACUAUUGCUUCUAUUGUUAACCUUGAAAGUAAAUUAGAACAGCAAACCCAACAUAUUUCAAAUCUUCAGGAAGUCAAUAAAGACCUCGAAGCAGCAAAGACUGAUCUGUAUAAUGAGGUUACGACACAUCAAGAGGAGAAAAGUGCAGCACUUGCUCAGUUACAACAGUCAGAGGCUAACCUCAAGGGUCUUCAAAGUGAGUUGGAACAGCUACACAACCAAACCUCGGUUCUCCAACAAGCUAAUGAAGAACUGCAGGAGAAAAACUCUAGCUUGCAUACGCAACUGGAAGAGAGUAGAACUAAUCUGCAGGAGGAUAUCAUUGCUCUACAAGGAGAGAAGGAAGAGGCCCUUAACAUUUUACAGCAGUCAAAUGCUUCAAUCAAGACCCUAGAACGCCAAUUAGAGCAGCAAAGAGAACAAAUUUCGAUUCUUCAGCUUGCCAAUGAAGAUCUGCAAAAGAGUAACUCCAACCUGAAGAUGCAAUUGGAAGAAGCGAAGGUUAGUCACCAUGCUGAAAUUUUAGCUUUACAAGAUGAGAAGAACAAAGUACUUUCAGAGUUGCAGCAGUCCGAGGCUUCUAUCAAGAAUCUUAGAGUUGAGUUAGAGCAAGGAAAAGAUCAAAUCUGUAUCUUGCAUCUAGCUAAUGAAGAUAUGAAAAAUAACAAUGCUAGCUUGGACAAGCAAUUGGAUGAGGUCAGGAGCAGUCUGCAUGCUGAAAUUGCAGAACUACAUGGAGAAAAGGACACAGCUCUAUUGGAGUUACAGACGUCUCAGGCUUCUGUCAGGAACUUUGAGAGUGUGCUAGAAGAGCAGAGUGCGAACAUUUCAACUCUGCAGCAAACUAAUGAUGAGUUACAGAAGAACAUCUGGACCUUGACUGAGCAAUCAGAACAAGCCAAGGCUGAGCUGCAGAAGGAGAUUAAGGCGACACAAGAAGAGAAGGAUACAGCACUAACACAACUAAAGCAGUCAGAGGCUACUACAAAACAUCUUGAGAAUAAGGUGGCACAGCUGAAAGAGGAACUUUCAGUGCAGCUGGAAAACAAUUCCACCUUGGACAAGCAAUUGGAAGAGGCAAUAUUGAAAGUGUCGAACUUACAAGAGAAACUCAGGAAGGCCCAGGAUGAAGCGGCAAGUCAAAUCGAUGACAUGAAUACAAAAACAAAAGAUCUAGAGAAGACAAUCAAUCUAUUGUCUUCUCAAAAGACUAAGGUGGAGGAUGAUCUGAAAAUUAUGAUUGAAUCAUGCACAGAUAACAUGCUAUUUAUGGAAGAAUUUGAAGAUAGAGUUAAACAAAGAAUUACGGAUCAUGAGACAGGACUUGCUGUUCUCCACCAGAGCCUUAGAGCGGUUUUUAGUAGCUGUCAGGGGCUUCAGUAUGCAUAUGAUGAGGUCUCCACAAGGGCAUCCCAGCUCGAGGUACUUAAAGGGAAUCAGAUUGAGCAGAUAGGUCAACUAGAGGAGAAAAACACAGAAAUUUUAGACAAACAUCAACUUUUGGAAGAGGAGAACACAAAGCUACAAAAGCAUGUCCAAAACCUUGAAGUUCAGCUCCAGCUUGCCAAGCAGAAGCUUAAAGUUACUGAGGCAGAAAGUAAAUGCAAAGAAGAUAGCUUUGCAACAGCGGUGGAGACAUCGCAGGAAGAGAUCCGGUAUCUUGAACAACUAGUACAGAAAUUUUCGGGAAGAGUCAGAUUGCUGGAAGAAAUUCUCAUGCAAGUAAAAGAACAUGCCGAGUCAGGGGUCUCCAAAUUGGCUGACAAGUUGGAUGAGCUAGAAUCACUCUUCAGUCAGAAUUUUGUGUGCUUUGUUAACCGUUCAUCUGCAUGUAGUGAAGAGCUUAAGGUCCUGAGAAACAAGUUAUAUGACCAUCUUGAUGAACAGAAGGAACUUGUCAAGGAGAAUGAUGAGCUGGCUGUUAGGUUGAGAGAGAAAGAAAAGAUGAUUUCAGAAAUGGUGAAAAAUGCUGCUGAGGCAGAAGACAAGAUGGCCCAGCUUGAGAAAACAGUGGAAGAGAAAGAAGAAGAGGUAGCAGCUAGAGUGCAGGAGAAAAGAGAAGCCAUCAAGCAGCUGAGUGAUGCAAUUGUUUACCACAAGAACAAUAACGAUGAUCUGGUGCGUUACAUCCGCAGUCACAAUCGCCAAUGCCUCCCGUUCUGUUUGUAAAUUUUAUUAUCGAUAAUUCAAUGUCGGUUAAAGUUGUAAAGGCUUGAUUCUCGCUGCGAAUUUUGGCAGAAAGGAAACUGUUGCCAUUUUUCUCAUGUAUUAUAAAUAGUGCUCAAAUACUCUGUGGGAGUAGCCAAAUAGGUUGGCUUGUGUAUUCUGUCGGCACAAGGGAUUGCUGUAGUGAUUAUUUUUAUCAUUCCACCUUAUCUUA
This is a messenger RNA of Phragmites australis (common reed), 4100 nucleotides long. RefSeq lists its product as uncharacterized. The coding region runs from base 341 to 3889 and encodes 1182 amino acids. Lineage: Eukaryota; Viridiplantae; Streptophyta; Magnoliopsida; Poales; Poaceae. The record is from RefSeq and is a predicted model, not a curated record. The transcript is spliced from 4 exons. Gene Ontology annotation, molecular function: actin binding.